Eupeodes corollae is the source of this 628-nucleotide messenger RNA. RefSeq lists its product as uncharacterized. NCBI's taxonomy places the organism in Eukaryota, Metazoa, Arthropoda, Insecta, Diptera, Syrphidae. The transcript has 3 exons. The record is from RefSeq and is a predicted model, not a curated record. Bases 130 to 417 code for a protein of 95 amino acids.
UGCUUGGCAGUUACAACCUUGCGACAGGUGUAUUCGACACAUAUUUUAUUUUGUGAAACGAAAGUAAUUUUUUAAAUUUAUAAAUAUUUUAAAAUACAUUAAAAACGAUAUAAAAACAACGAAAUCAAAAUGAAAUUGAUGAAAAAUAGCACUUAUUACCUGACAGUUAUAUUGAUUGUGCUGGCUUGUUGCUCGCAGGAAACGGAUGCCGUCCGUCGUGUCCUUAGAGGCCGUAGAACUCUAACCCGACAAUAUUACACUGGACUUCCAAUACCCGGAUGGGCGUUGAUAUUAAUUUUGGCUAUUGUUGAACUCGCAUUGGGCGCCAUUUUGUACUUUGCCAUGCGAAAAGUUAUUCUUUCGUCUUCUGUCGAACAUACGAAUACAUACGCCCCGGCAAUGACGGAUGAAGUCUAAAAAUGUGAUGCGAUGCGAUGCGAGCGAAUGUAUGAAUGGAAAAAGAUGUGUUUUCAUUCUUUAUUUUGUUUUUAUUUUAAUAUUAUUAUAGACAGCCGAGCCGGGACGAGGAAAAGCAACAAAAUAAAAAAAAGAAUUAAAUUUAAAUUAGAAAAAUAAACUUUUAUAAAAGUUGUAGCUUGUUUCUCCUAGAGACUUCUAAUUAAAAUAA